Messenger RNA from Gavialis gangeticus (Gharial), 5139 nucleotides. It is a transcript of the gene HMGCR, whose product is annotated as 3-hydroxy-3-methylglutaryl-CoA reductase. Gene Ontology annotation, biological process: sterol biosynthetic process; isoprenoid biosynthetic process; coenzyme A metabolic process. Gene Ontology annotation, cellular component: peroxisomal membrane; endoplasmic reticulum membrane. The transcript is spliced from 20 exons. Gene Ontology annotation, molecular function: hydroxymethylglutaryl-CoA reductase (NADPH) activity; protein binding; NADP binding. The record is from RefSeq and is a predicted model, not a curated record. The coding region runs from base 606 to 3257 and encodes 883 amino acids. NCBI's taxonomy places the organism in Eukaryota, Metazoa, Chordata, Crocodylia, Gavialidae.
GACUCAAAUAAAGGUGCAUCCAUCUCCUGCAAACCUUUGUAGGGUGCUCAAAAAUGACUGACUGUAGUGAACGGUGCGCAGCACAGCCAGAGGCCCUGGGUGUUGAAAGAGGUAGGAUUGGAGAAGUAGAGAAAGGGCAACGAUAGUCAUACCAGUCAGUGACUAUAGAUCCACCCUGAAAGCACCUUGGGGGACACCUAGGGAUGUCAUCAUCACUGUAAUAACGAUGGGAUUACGUUACUUGGGUGCUUACCUCUUAGUGCUAAUUGUGUUUGACCGCAAUUUUACUUGGGCUUAGAGGUGAUGAAAUUGGAGAGGGAACCUGACUGGAUGGUUUUUAGGGAGAUUAUUGCUGGCUUGAUGGGAUGUUAUUUUGAUGGUUUAAUAAGAUGCUGUUGGGUUUUUUUUGUUUUGUUUUUUUUGUCCCCUGCUCUUGAUGAAGUGGCACAUAGUUAGUCUCUUUCCUUGCAGGUCACUGCAAUUUUUGGCCAGCUACAGUUUAAAAGUAUUUAAUGUGUGUUUUCGUCUCCUUUUUUCAUCCCUUAAUUCUUUCUUGGAUUUGAGAAGGUUGUAGGAGCCUGUGUUUUUGUAUAAGACAAACAAACAUGAAAAUGCUGUCUAGGCUCUUUCGAAUGCAUGGACUUUUUGUUGCCUCUCAUCCAUGGGAAGUCAUUGUUGGGACUGUGACAUUAACCAUUUGUAUGAUGUCUAUGAAGAUGUUUACAGGCAAUGAUAAGAUCUGUGGCUGGAAUUAUGAGUGCCCAAAGUUUGAAGAAGAUGUUUUGAGCAGCGAUAUCAUAAUCCUGACAAUCACACGCUGUAUAGCAAUCCUUUACAUUUACUUCCAGUUUCAGAAUCUAAGGCAACUUGGAUCAAAAUAUAUUUUAGGUAUUGCUGGCCUCUUCACAAUCUUCUCAAGUUUUGUUUUUAGUACAGUGGUAAUUCACUUCCUGGAUAAAGAACUGACAGGCUUGAAUGAGGCAUUGCCAUUUUUCCUGCUUCUUAUUGAUCUUUCCAGAGCCAGUGCAUUAGCUAAAUUUGCACUCAGUUCCAACUCACAGGAUGAAGUAAGAGAAAAUAUUUCACGUGGAAUGGCAAUCUUGGGUCCUACAUUUACACUAGAUGCCCUCGUUGAGUGUCUUGUGAUUGGUGUUGGUACCAUGUCCGGAGUACGACAACUUGAGAUCAUGUGCUGCUUUGGCUGCAUGUCAGUUCUUGCCAACUACUUCGUUUUCAUGACCUUCUUUCCAGCUUGUGUGUCGUUGGUCUUAGAGCUUUCUCGGGAAAGUCGGGAGGGGCGUCCCAUAUGGCAGCUUAGUCACUUUGCCCGUGUUUUGGAAGAAGAAGAAAAUAAGCCAAACCCUGUAACACAGAGGGUUAAAAUGAUUAUGUCUUUAGGUUUGGUUCUUGUUCAUGCCCACAGCCGCUGGAUAGCAGAACCAUCUGCUCAGAACAGUACUACAGAAAACACUGUGGGACUGGAUGAAAAUACACCAAAGAGAAUUGAACCUAAUGUUUCUUUAUGGCAGUUCUAUCUUUCCAGAAUGGCAAGUAUGGAUAUUGAGCAAGUAAUCACUCUUGGUUUAGCCCUUCUCCUUGCUGUGAAAUACAUCUUCUUUGAACAAACAGAAACUGAGUCUACACUUUCUUUGAAAAACCCUAUAACAUCUCCAUUGAUGAUCCAGAAAAAGAUUCCUGAGAACUGCUGCAGAAGACAAUCUGGACUCUUACAAAAUAAUCAGAAAUCCAGCAUGGGUGAAGAAGCUAUAAUUUCCAGAGAGGGAAAUGCUGAAGUCAUAAAACCUGUAUUAGCAGAGUCAUCAGUCAAAGCUACAUUUGUUGUUGGUAGUUGUGCCCCCAUGGAAACUUCUUCAUUUAAUAGAAAAGAGCCUGAAGUUGAAUUACCCAAAGACCCACGUUCUAUUGAAGAAUGUCUCUGUAUACUUCAAAAUACAGAGAAGGGUGCAAAAUUUCUCACUGAUGCUGAGGUCAUCAACCUUGUCAAUGCUAAGCACAUUCCUGCCUAUAAAUUGGAAAUGAUGAUGGAGACUCAAGAACGUGGUGUAUCCAUCCGCAGACAGAUUUUAUCUCAGAAGCUCCCUGAACCUACAUCCUUAGAGUAUCUUCCUUACAGGAAUUACAAUUAUUCUUUGGUAAUGGGAGCUUGCUGUGAAAAUGUGAUUGGAUACAUGCCCAUCCCUGUAGGUGUAGCUGGGCCUCUUUUUCUGGAUAGCAAAGAGUUUCAAGUUCCAAUGGCAACAACAGAAGGCUGUCUAGUCGCAAGUACAAACAGAGGGUGCAGAGCAAUAUGUCUUAGUGGAGGAGCAAGCAGUUGUGUUCUAGGAGAUGGAAUGACUAGAGGACCUGUUGUAAGACUACCCACUGCCUGUCUUGCUGCACAGGUGAAGGCUUGGCUUGAAAACUCUGAAGGGUUUAAAGUAAUCAAAGAGUCCUUUGACAGCACAAGCAGGUUUGCUCGUCUACAGAAGCUUCACAUCAGUUUGGCUGGUCGUAACCUUUAUAUCCGUUUUCAGUCGAAAACAGGGGAUGCAAUGGGAAUGAACAUGCUCUCAAAAGGCACAGAAAAGGCACUGGUAAGACUACAUGAAGAGUUUCCUGAUCUCCAAGUUUUAGCUGUUAGUGGUAACUAUUGUACAGAUAAAAAGCCUGCUGCCAUAAACUGGAUAGAGGGAAGAGGGAAAUCCGUUGUCUGUGAAGCAGUUAUUCCUGCCAAGGUUGUCAGAGAAGUAUUGAAGACUACUACAGAAGCUAUGAUUGAAGUUAAUAUUAACAAGAACUUGGUGGGCUCUGCAAUGGCUGGUAGCAUAGGUGGCUACAAUGCUCAUGCAGCAAACAUUGUUACAGCCAUCUACAUUGCUUGUGGGCAGGAUGCAGCACAGAACGUGGGCAGCUCAAACUGCAUCACUUUGAUGGAGCUAACUGGUCCCACUAAUGAAGAUCUGUAUAUCAGCUGCACAAUGCCUUCUAUAGAAAUUGGAACUAUUGGUGGAGGGACCAACUUACUACCACAGCAAGCUUGUUUGCAGAUGCUAGGGGUUCAGGGGGCAAGCCAAGAUAACCCUGGUGAAAAUGCACGUCAACUUGCUAAAAUUGUGUGUGCCACAGUAAUGGCAGGGGAGUUAUCAUUAAUAGCAGCAUUGGCAGCAGGGCAUCUAGUCAAAAGCCACAUGAUCCACAAUAGGUCAAAAAUAAAUCUACAGGAUCUUCAAGGAACCUGCACCAAGAAAGCUGCUUGAAUAUUGGAAGAGCUGAAGUUAAGCCUUGUUAAACUGAUCACGUGUAAAGGAACAAUACACAGUAUCUAAAUUUUGGAAGGAAAAUCAUCUUCAAGAAAACGAUUUCUGUGGAGGAUAAUUAAAAGGCUCAUUAGACUUGUGAUCAAUGAAACUCAUUCUGCCUUUGAACAUCUUCAGUGGUUAAAAAUGGCUCCUUUUGUGGAGCUAUUUCAGAUGUUUUGAACAUGUCUUUUAGAGGUCUAGGGAUUCAUCGUAUCUUAUUCAUUGCUUUCCAAAGGGUCAGUCCUGUGUCUUUAUGGGUUGAAAAUAUGUUAACUUGUAAACUAAUAACCAAGAUGAAAAGUUAUGUCAGGUACUUUGUUUUAAAAAAAUGAUUUGGUUAAAAUUGGGUUGUAUGUAUUUGUCCAUGUGAUCUUUGUUUUCUGGUUAACAAAGUGGGUUUUAAAUAUAAAGUGAUAGCCUACUUGCUAUUGAUGAAUUCCUAAUUUUAAUUUUGUUUGUUCUGAUUUUGAGCUUAGGUAUUAGGCUAUGGGAUAAUUUUACUAAGUCACAUUAGUUGGUAAAUACGUUACUGUACUUGUAUUUCCCUUGCUGCUCUUUGACUUAAGCAGCAUUAAAAUUAUAAUUGGGUUGCAUUAUUUUUCCGUUAAGGAAAGUACUUAUUUUACAAAGUACAGAAUCAUCUGACAUUAUUCUGUACUGGAAUAAAAAAAAAGCAUUGUCCUCAACUGUCCAGACAUUUUGUUCAGGUAUAAAUAGUAUAUCCUGAGUUUUUUCCAAAACUUAACUGAUACACCUAUAAAAAUGAUACAUCGGGCCAUUUUAAAGCUUUGACUGUAUUAAUACAGUUUGUUACACAGUUUUAUAAAAUAUAAAUGGAUUUGAGUGAGUGGAGUCAAGAACAGAUGUUUACAGUUUUAAAAUCUUAUCUUUUAAAGUAUGGUGUUUUUGCACAUGAAUGGCUUCUGGUGUUUGACACUUAUUCCCCAGGAAUAGGUGCAUAGCUACUACUUAACUUGAGAAAAAAUAAAGCCAGGAAAACCACACUGUUAUUUAAUAUUACAGAUGUUUUUAUGUUUGAUUCUUUUUAAAUGUUUUUGUGAAAAAAAUAUUUAUUUUCCAAAAAUUCUAAAUUGUCUGUCUUAUGAAAAUGCUUACUAUGGAAAUCCAUUGAAACAAUUGAGAAAAGCUAAUACAUCAAACACAGUUGUACACAAAAGUACUGUAUUCGGACCAGUGAGGUAGCUUCAGGUGUUCCUUAAAGUAAUGCAGGAAACCCAGGUUCAUUUUGGGUUGGUUUGCCACUAGGAAGGCUAUGCUACAGAGUUAACCUUGUCAAAUCAGUUGGGUCAAGCAUACUGUUAAUGGGCUUGAACUUUCCUCCUUCGCUGGAAGGAUGGUUUUAGCAAGUUGGGUAACAUGCGUCUUACUGGCAUGCAGAAGUGUUCCAGGGGGAUAAGGGAAUGUUAGUCUCCUAACAUGCACGUCUGGUAUAAAUCAUGAAGUAUUAGUUUGUAGUAAAUCAGAUAAUUAAUAUUAAUGUAUUGGUUUCAUAAAGCUAACGUGCAAGCACAAAGACAUACUACAUGCUAGGUAUGCUGUGGUAGCAUGUAAAUAUCAUGGAUGUUUAUCUUCCUGAAAUAUUGUUGUUUAAUAGUUACCAUUUAUUUAUGCAAAGUUGAAACUGCUUUGUUUCUGUGUUCAGCUAGUGACUUAUUAUUUAAAGUAACACUGAGCUGGCAAUAAGUGGCUGGUUCAGUGUUCAUUUUGGUGAAUAUAACUGACAUUCUGUCUUGCAGAAAUAACAUUUUGUACUAUUACUAAAUUGUGUACAUUUUGGUACAGAAUCCUUUUUCAGUUUCAGUAAAACAAUGGAAAAGCA